Nycticebus coucang (slow loris) is the source of this 2860-nucleotide messenger RNA. Its product is annotated as centrosomal protein of 97 kDa-like. The record is from RefSeq and is a predicted model, not a curated record. Gene Ontology annotation, molecular function: protein binding. NCBI's taxonomy places the organism in Eukaryota, Metazoa, Chordata, Mammalia, Primates, Lorisidae.
AUGUACCACCAUGUACUAAAUCAAGAUUACAGUUUGAAAGCUGAAUGGCUGUAUAGUCAAGGCAAGGGGAGAGCAUACCGUCCUGGCCAGCACAUCCAGCUUGUCCAGUAUCUGGCUACAGUCUGUCCUCUCACUUCUACACUGGGUCUUCAAACUGCUGAGGAUGCCAAACUAGAGAAGAUUCUGAGCAAACAGAGGUUUCAUCAGAGGCAGUUGAUGAACCAAAGCCAGGAAGAGUUGUCUCCUCUUACUCCUGCCGAAGCAAGGACACCCCUUAUACCUGAACAUUCACGCCCUAUUCAAGAUUGCCAGUCAGUUCAAGAAAGUGAGCCUGUCAUCCAAGUCAAUUCUUGGGUUGGGACAAGUAGUAAUGAUGAUCAGUUAUAUUCUGUGAAGAAUAAUUUUCCAGCCUCUGUCCAUACUACAAGAUAUUCUGGAAAUGACCUGCAUCUCGAAGACAUACAGACAGAUGAGGACAAAUUGAAUUGUAGUCUUCUCUCUUCAGAGUCUACUUUUAUGCCAGUUGCUUCAGGACUUUCUCCAGUGUCACCUACAGUUGAGCUGAGGCUGCAGGGUAUUAACUUGGGCCUAGAAGAAGAUGAUAUUGCAGAUGAAUCUGUAAAAGGGCUGGAAAGCCAGGUCUUGGAUAAGGAAGAAGAAAAGACCUUAAGGGCCGCAAAUGAGAAUUCUGUUCAAGUGAUGAAAAGUGAGAUCAAUACAGAGGUAAAUGAGAAAGCUGGGAUAUUACCUUGUCCUGAGCCAACAAUAAUCAGCACCAUCUUGAAGGAUGAUAACCAUAGUAUUAAAUCUUUUCCUGAGACAGCUGGACUUGAUGUCUCCCAUACACAGCCAGAUGAUCAAGAAACCAAGUCUCAAAAAACUUCAGAGAAACUUUCCUGCAUGGUUUUAACCCAGACAUCUGUUGCUUUAGGACAUGAUAAAGUUGCCCUUCAGAAAUUGAAUGAAGCAGCCACCAAGCUUCAGGCCUGUUGGCGAGGGUUUCAUGGUAGGAACAACAACCCUCAAGCCAAAGAUGUGCGUUAUGAAAUCCGACUGCGCAGAAUGCAGGAGCACAUUGUCUGCUUAACUGAUGAAAUAAGGAGAUUAAGAAAAGAAAGAGAUGAAGAACGUAUUAAAAAAUUUGUUCAAGAAGAGGCUGUCAAAUUCCUCUGGUACCAGGUAAGGUGUCUACAAGUUUGGCAACAGACAGUGGACCAGCAUCUAAGUUCUUGGCCUACUGAUGUUCCUGUUAUAUCAAGUACUCUGGUGCCAUCUAAACCUCCGUUAUUUACUCAAAGUCAGGAACCCUCAUCUAACAAAAAUUCUGAUUGGUUCAUUGCUUCUAUUGAAGCUCCUCAAGAGAAAUCCUUUCCAGAAUUUCCAGACUCUGGUUUUCAUUCCUCCUUAACAGGACAAGUUCACUGUUUACAAGAUUCUUUGGAUUUUGAAAAAAGUUCCACAGAAGGAAGUGAAAGCUCCAUUAUAGGGAAUUCCACUCACACGGUCAAAUAUGCCAAAGAGUCAGAUUUAGGAGAUACCCUUAGUGAAGAACAUGGUGAAUGCAGUAAGGAAAGCUCAAAUAAUGAGCAGGCUAAUAGUCUGCUUGAACAGUAUUUAACUUCGGUUCAACAGCUAGCAGAGGCUGAUGACAGGACAGAUACUGAUGAAGGGUCAGAAGAUAAUAAGCUUCACAUACAUUGUUCCCUAGAAAAGUUAGAUACCUUGUCUAACAGUGCUUCUGCAGAUGAGACUCAUGGCAUAUCCCCUACUUUGCAAGAUGAAAUCAGCCAGAUACCAGAGAAUUGUGAAUUAAAUACGGAAGUUCAAGAGCAGCAGCCAGAAUGUGAUUCUACAUUUGAGCUAUUGCAUGUUGGUGUUACUGUGUAGCACAACUGGAUAUCUGAUCUCUUGGGAAGCUGAAAUCCACUUAACUUACCCUAAAAAUAUUUUUUCAGUUGCCUUUUUUUUUUUAAUGGAAAUACCUCCCCCCCCCCAAAUUGGUACUGUUUAUAUAGAAUUUGUAUUUUUGUGUCAUAUUUUCCAGAUUCUAGAUCCUGUGCUGAGUCUUCAUUUUGAUUUUCCUAGCUUUUUACUUAGCUGUAAAUGUACCAAACUAUAUUGAAAGCUAUAUGCACUUUAUUUCUUAACAACAGAAUUACAUCAAGAAAUGUUUGUUUCUUUCAUGUACUCAUUUCCUUUCAAAAAUAAACUAUAAUAUAUUAAAGUAAAUAUCAACCUCAAAGAUAUAAAUGAGAGAAUUUUGAUUCUUCUGUAUCUGAGGAAAUUAAUUAUGUAGAAGGAAUGUAAUUUGUUAAAGCAAAUAUAAAUGAGAAAUACUGAGGAUUGUUGAAUUAACUGAAAUUUGCCAGUUUCCUUGGAGUAAGAAUGUUUUUUUAAGCCUUGUUUUCCCUUCCCUUCUGAGUCAAGGAAAGUAUAUAAGCAAAUUUAGGAAGAAAAGAUAAGAUUAUAGGAUUUCUCAGUGUAGAUGACUAAAUUGACUCAUGGAAAACUUUAGUUAAUGUUAAUAUCAGUUUUAACAUAUCAAGUAAAAUGUUCCAUCUAGGAUUAAAAUCAAGCUUACUUAGGCAACACAAGAAUAUUUCACUUACAUAGGAAGAUAGGAGACACUAGACUCCAUUCACUUGGAAUAAUGUCACAGCAAACAUUUAAUUUCUCAUAAAGUGCUUUGUUACCCUACAAAUAAGCAUUUAUGUGCCAAUAUAUUGUCCGAAAUUAAUGUAUGUUCUUCUCUGUACCUGCUUAUAUUAUGUACUUAGCAGAAGUUUCAUGGCCAUUCACUUCACUUUUGACUUCUGCCCCAGUGUGAAGAAUGUUGUUUAAAAUAAUACUAGUGGUAGAA